Molecule: messenger RNA, 1708 nt
Organism: Micropterus dolomieu (smallmouth bass)
Lineage: Eukaryota; Metazoa; Chordata; Actinopteri; Centrarchiformes; Centrarchidae
Product: E3 ubiquitin-protein ligase KCMF1-like
Exons: 3
Coding region: 1-405 (134 amino acids)
Source: RefSeq, a predicted model, not a curated record
AUGGCCACUCCCUCCCCUCGAACCACCAUUUCCAACACACAGCAUUCUGCACAUAGCUCCCAGUUUCUACUCAGCAGGCUGAGCGAACCGCGGCUGUCCGAGGCGGAGCGGCAGGCGUGCGAGGCCCAGUGGGCCGACAGGAGCCUGUUUGUGACUGAGCUGCUUCUGUCCACGCUGCUGCCCGACGACGACGCCUCGGCUUCCUCCUCCGAGGACGAGGACGACUGUCAUGGCUCGUUGCGGAAUUUCGCUGACUUCGAGGCCAUGGGCUGUGUUGAGGUCAUGACCUUGGACGUGGCACUGGAGAACCUCAACCUCAAGGAGAUGACCCCGGCUCCCAAGACGACAAAAACGACGACUAAACCGGCACCAACGAAGAAAGAGCCUCCCGCGCCGCCCCUUUGAUGACAUGGCCACUCCCUCCCCUCGAACCACCAUUGUAACUGGCUGACGACGGGGUCAGUCCAACUGCCAAUGGAUGACAAAAAAGACUGCAGUUCUUUUUGGCUUUGUUUUAUUUUUAUUUUUUUUUUCUCAGUGAUUGUCAUUUCAGCUCUGUCGCUCCCCACUCAACCCCAUGUUUAUUACUUUGUGUACAUUGAAUAAAAGUAGUGAGACGAGAGAAUGUGAAAGCAAGCAAGUGUGGUGGGUGCGUGAAAGAAAGAGAAAAAUAACUAUAUAAAUAUAUUAUAGAAAAAUAUAUAUGAAAGUUGAUAAUCAAUUCCACAUAACCCGUGUUUCCUCUAGCAGAUGAGCAAAGCGUAGUUAGCCGUUUAAGAGACAAACACGUCACACACUCACCCAGGGAGAGGAGGCAGACGGAAACCUCUCGGAUAAAAACGCUGCUGUGUAUUUAUAGUUAUUAAUUAAAGAAGUGCUUGGAUGGUUUACCACAACUUAAGCAUGAGCUUAAAUCACCAUGUGCCCAUUUUUAACUGCACAGUCACUAUAUGGGGAGGUGUUUCUCUGAGUAACUGUAAAUUAAGGGUGCUGAGUGCCACAUCUCUGGCAUCUUCUGCACCUCACAGACACACAGACACAGACACAGACACACACACACACACACACACACACACACACACACACACACACACACACACACACACACACACACACACACAGAUAUUGCCGCGUUUGGUUACGUUCAUGUCCAGUCUCAACCCCUCCCCCUUAUGUGACAUCACCUGUUUUGGGUCAUGUGACCUUGCUUUAUAUCGACUGUGGGCACUUUGGUUUUAAAUUGCAUAUCCAGUGUCCAUUUGUGUACACUACAGAUGCUCUACAUAAAAGGCGUUACACAACCCGGAGGCAGACAGAGAUGAAACAGUCUCUUCAGCGUGACCAUUUUCAGGCCUUUUCUAAUAUGGAAGAAACACAUACGGUUGUUUGUCUUUGUUUUUUUUCCCUCUCUCUCUAUUUUACAGAAGACCAGAAGCUACUUUCUCAAGUUUCCCGUGAUCUAAAAUUAAUCUUCUCUCCCAUUACUCAUGAAUGCAAAGAUUACUUAUCAUGUGACUUGAAGGAGAGAAUCCUGUAUCGCUCUUUCAAUUACUUUCUCUCAGUCAAAAAAAGAUCUUUGUUAUGCCUCCACUGCUACCUGAAGAAAUGCAAUGUAUGUUUUUGGCUCAGCGAACAAGCCAAAUCACAGGGUAAACCUUUCAGUUUGGAGGACAAUAAAAAUGUUUUGGAUGGAAACAAACUAACCCAA